AUGGCGCCUAAGCGCAAGGCAGCGGCACUGACGGCUGCUGAUGCUGAAGCCGAGGACGGAUGGGACGACCAGGAUGAGGCGCCCAUGAGUGACCAGGAGACAUUCGAUCAGUUGAAGGAAGAGUUUGAUGUAAAAGCCAUGACGAAGCGCGCAAAAGCUGGCCGGGUCAGAGAUGCUGCAGCAGACCUCUUCAGGAAGUCUGACCAGUGGAACGCGCCGCUGAAGCCUGACCACCAGGACCGCCCUCUUUGGGUCAACGAUGCAGGCGGAAUCAUCCUCGAGUCAUUUCAUCCCCUCUUUGACGAGGCUCAAGACUUCUUGAUCAACAUCGCCGAACCGCAGUCGCGUGUCUCCAAGAUGCACGAGUACCAGCUUACCACGCACAGUCUUUUUGCAGCUGUUAGCGUUGGCCACUCCAGCAAGGAAAUUAUUGACAGACUAGACACGUAUUCCAAGACAGCCUUGUCUGAUACCAUUGUCGGCUUCAUACAAAAGUCAACGUCAGCAUUCGGCAAGGCAAAGAUUGUGCUGAAACAGACUCUCUCUUACAUCGAAAGUGAAGAUGCGGCCAUACUCCAGAAGCUCUUGCGCGACCCCAUCGUGGCCGAGUGUAGGGCAGAUACCUCUGGAGGGCUCAUUAAAGAGGCUGCGCCGAAGCUUGGUCAAAUGGUCAUUCCUGGCACAAAAAUGGCAGCUGGUGCCGCGGCGCAGCAACAGCAGCAGCAGCAGCAGCAGCAAACCGUCGUCGAUCAGCCUGCACCAAACGAUAUGAUGGUCACAUUAAGAGAAGACGAUGAUGAUGACGACGUGGCGCAAGUACACUCGUUCCAGAUCAAAAGUGAGGAUCGAGAGCGAGUGGUGAAACGCUGUCGUUCGAUCGGUCUGCCGCUGACAGAAGAGUAUGAUUUCAACAAUGAUUUCAACAACGCUACACUCGACAUCGAUCUCAAGCCCCACGCCCAGAUUCGAUACUAUCAAGAGAAGGCAUUGAGUAAGAUGUUUUCCAACUCUCGCGCGCGAUCGGGAAUCAUCGUGUUGCCGUGUGGCGCCGGCAAGACUCUUGUCGGCAUCACAGCUGCUUGUGGGGUGAAAAAGUCUGUCAUCGUCCUCUGUACCAGUGCCAUGUCGGUUGUUCAAUGGCGAGCAGAAUUCAUCAAAUGGUCCAACAUCAAUCCCGCCGAUAUUGCUGUCUUCACGGCAGAAAGCAAGACAAGAUUCCCCAACAAUGCAGGUAUCAUUGUGAGCACAUACUCUAUGAUCAGCAACGCUCGCAAGCGGUCACACGAUGCUGAGAAAGUGAUGGAAUUCAUUCGUAGUCGGGAGUGGGGCCUGCUGAUUGCUGACGAAGUGCACGUUGUUCCGGCCAAUAUCUUCAAGAAGGUCACAUAUGAGAUUGCGUCGCACGCCAAGCUCGGUCUUACAGCAACACUGCUUCGAGAAGAUGACAAGAUUGACGAUCUCAAUUUCCUCAUCGGGCCCAAACUUUAUGAAGCCAACUGGCAAGAGCUCUCUGAGCAGGGUCACAUUGCCAGGGUGCAGUGUGCUGAGGUUUGGUGUCAAAUGACACCGGAGUUCUAUACCGAGUGGUUGAAGCCAUCGUCGUUGCAAAAACGAGCACUGCUCUCCAUUAUGAACCCCAAGAAAUUUCAGGCCUGCGAAUAUCUCAUCAACUACCACGAGUCACGCGGUGACAAAAUCAUUGUAUUCUCUGACAAUGUCUACGCGCUACAGGCGUACGCGGUGAAGCUCAACAAAGCUUACAUCUUCGGCGGAACACCGCAAGCGGAGCGUAUUCAAAUUCUCGAAAACUUCCAACAUAAUAACAUAAUCAACACCAUCUUUCUGUCCAAGAUUGGAGAUACCAGCCUAGAUUUACCCGAGGCCACGUGCCUCAUUCAGAUCUCGUCGCACUAUGGAUCACGACGUCAAGAAGCACAGCGCCUAGGGCGCAUUCUACGGGCGAAACGAAGGAAUGACGAAGGAUUUAAUGCAUUUUUCUAUUCUUUAGUCUCCAAGGACACGGACGAAAUGUACUACUCGUCCAAACGUCAAGCCUUCCUCGUCGAUCAGGGCUAUGCCUUCAAGGUCAUCACCCGGCUCGAGGGCUUGGAAAAGUACGAAAAGCUCCACUUCUCGACACCACAAGAAAGAAGAGAGCUCCUCUUGGAGAUUCUCAUUGCUCGCGAUGAUGCUGGCAAUACGGAGACAAUCGCAGGCGAUGCUUUUGGAACCCAGUAUGCUGCCAGCAGGGGCAAGAAGAAUACUGGGGUGAGGAGGGCGGCCGGCACGCUAUCCGAACUCUCCGGAGGGCAGACCAUGGCCUACAUCGAGUAUAACAAGAGCAAGAACAAGGAGAUCAAGGGGACCAAGGGUGUCAAGAAUAGCUUCCUCAAAAAGCUUGCAAGGUCGAAGAAAGCAUAG
Plenodomus lingam JN3 is the source of this 2421-nucleotide messenger RNA. RefSeq lists its product as uncharacterized. Gene Ontology annotation, biological process: transcription initiation at RNA polymerase II promoter; nucleotide-excision repair. Lineage: Eukaryota; Fungi; Ascomycota; Dothideomycetes; Pleosporales; Leptosphaeriaceae. Gene Ontology annotation, cellular component: transcription preinitiation complex; nucleotide-excision repair factor 3 complex; transcription factor TFIIH holo complex. Gene Ontology annotation, molecular function: hydrolase activity; 3'-5' DNA helicase activity; DNA binding. The record is from RefSeq and is a predicted model, not a curated record.